Molecule: messenger RNA, 6264 nt
Organism: Osmerus eperlanus (European smelt)
Lineage: Eukaryota; Metazoa; Chordata; Actinopteri; Osmeriformes; Osmeridae
Gene: smg7
Product: SMG7 nonsense mediated mRNA decay factor
Exons: 23
Coding region: 123-3710 (1195 amino acids)
Biological process (GO): nuclear-transcribed mRNA catabolic process, nonsense-mediated decay
Cellular component (GO): telomerase holoenzyme complex
Molecular function (GO): telomeric repeat DNA binding; telomerase RNA binding; protein binding
Source: RefSeq, a predicted model, not a curated record
GCAAGCUAUAAUACAUUUGGACUGGUUGCUUUGCUAAAUGAGACUGAGAGGAACAAUAUGGCGCCGGGAGUAGCUCUUGCUUCUGGACCAGUCGUUCUCUAAAAGACCGGCGAUCGGGCAGGAUGAACCUCUGCGCCCAAUAUUUACGGCAGGCAGAGGCCCUGAAGGCUGACAUGACAGAUUCUAAGCUUGGUGCUGCAGAGGUCUGGACUUCAAGGCAGGCCCUUCAGGAUUUGUACCAAAAGAUGCUGGUGACUGACCUGGAGUAUGCUUUGGACAAAAAAGUGGAGCAAGAUCUUUGGAACCAUGCUUUUAAGAAUCAAAUAACAACACUACAGAGUCAAGCCAAGAACAGAGCCAAUCCUAACAGAAGUGAAGUGCAGGCCAACCUGUCUCUCUUUCUUGAGGCUGCUAGUGGAUUCUAUACACAGCUAUUACAGGAGCUUUGUACUGUGUUUAAUGUGGACUUGCCUAGUCGUGUGAAGUCAUCUCAGCUUGGAAUUAUCAGCAAUAAACAACCCAACACCAGCGGCAUUGUAAAACCCCAACCCAGUUCUUGCUCUUACAUCUGCCAGCAUUGUCUUGUCCACCUUGGAGACAUUGCACGAUAUCGUAACCAAACCAGCCAAGCAGAGUCCUAUUACAGACAUGCAGCUCAACUCGUUCCCUCAAAUGGUCAACCUUACAAUCAGCUGGCCAUCCUGGCCUCAUCCAAAGGGGACCACCUCACUACCAUCUUCUACUACUGCAGAAGCAUUGCAGUCAAGUUCCCCUUCCCUGCAGCUUCCACCAACUUGCAGAAAGCCCUAUCUAAAGCCUUGGAAAGCCGUGAUGAGGUCAAAACCAAGUGGAGCGUGUCGGAUUUCAUCAAGGCCUUCAUCAAGUUCCACGGCCACGUCUACCUGAGCAAGAGUCUGGAGAAGCUCAACAAUCUGAGGGAGAAGUUGGAGGAACAGUUUCAGAAGCUUAUUCUUCAGAAGGCCUUCAGCUCCCAACAGCUGGUCCACAUCACAGUCAUCAACCUGUUUGAACUGCACCACCUGAGAGACCUAGCCAAUGAAGGAGACGACCAGACCUACACCUCCGACGAGCAGAUCAGUUGGUUCCAGCUUCUUGGUCUUUUCAUGUCCUUUCUGGGUGUGAUGUGUAGCCGAGCCUUGCUGAACAAGAACAAAGAGGAAAUUAUGGGAGAGUGUCCACUGCCAGCCAUCAAGGUGUCCCUGGACUGGCUCAAACUACGUCCAAGUGUUUUUCAUGACAGUGCGGUGGACAAGAGGCAGUAUGUCUGGCCAUGGCUGGUGUCAAUUCUGAACAGUUUCCAACCUCAGGAGGACGAUGUGUCCUGCGCUUCAGUGACUCCACUCCCAGAGGAGUUUGAGCUGCAGGGUUUCCUGGCCCUGAGGCCAGCUCUACGGACUCUGGACUUCACCAAGGGGCACCAGGGCAUAGCUGUAGACAAAGAUGGACUGCCAGUCCAAGCCAGGCACCAGAGGCUCAUCUGCUUGGGGAAGUGGGUGGCUGACAAUUAUCCAGGACUGAUCCAGUGCAGGGCGAGCGACGGCCUGCUCAUCUUCAUAACCGAUAUCCCGGAGCUCGCAGUCGAGGAGCCCCAGGAGAAGGACGUGCCCGUCCUCCAGGAGUCCUCAAACGGUGAACAGACCCCCAACGAGGGAAACGCAGGCCUCAAGUCGGUGCUGUCCAUGGGCAAGACCCCCAGCAGCAGCCUGGAGAGUGGAGAGAGGCCAGUGGUGACCUUCAAGGAGAACAUCAAGCCCAGGGAGCAGACCAGGGAUCCCACCCGCAACCACCACCCGAAGGAAGGAGUGAAGGAGCGGCGGGACUUCAGCAAGGGUAAUGGAGCCCCUGGGAAAGGAGAACAGAAGCGCGAUGGCAAGAGGAAGAGCGAGGUAAAGAAAAACUGUCACGAGAAAGCUGUGGAUGCAGGGAAACAGGUUAAAGCCCAGCCUGAAAUGAGGAAGACCCCUGUGUCUGAGGCCAGGAAGACACCAGUCCCCCAGACCCAGACCACCUGCUCCUCUCAGUUGAUCCCCAUCCACCACCCUGGAGCCUUUCCUCCCCUGCCUAGCCGGCCAGGGUUUCCUCCCCCAGCCUAUGUGAUCCCUCCCACUGUGGCGUUCUCCAUGAACCCCGGCUUUGCCUUCUCCACCGGCGUGUCCGUCCAAGGGCCCUACCUCCAAGCCGCUGCUCACUCGCAGGCUGGCAACCAGGUUCAGGCUGGAAAGCCGUCACACAUUCCCUACAGUCAGCAGAGGCCCUCAGGACCAGGGCCAGGCCAGGGGCCCACAGGAUCAGGGCCCAUGAACCAGGGCCCUCCCCAGGGCCAGCAACCGUCUCAGCAGACCCUGCCACAGUCUGUCCAGCUCCAGGUCCAGGCCAUGGCCCAGCAGCAGCAGUCUCCUACCAAGCCUGUACAGCCAGUACAGCUGGGGAAGAGCCCCCCUCACCAUCCUGGGAUGCAGCAGUACAUGCAGGUGUCGGAGCAAGCAGGCCAGAUGUGGAGCCAGCACCAGGCCCAGUCCGCCAUGCAGAAGAUGCCCAUGCAGAUGCCCGUAAAGCAACAGCAGCCAUACUACAUGCCCCCCCAGGACCCCCUUAAGCUCUUUGAGCACCAGCUCCAGUCUGUGCCCAUGCAGCCACCACAAUCAUCUCAGCAACAACAACAACAUCAGCAGCAGCCCACCAUGGACAAGAAGAUGAAAUACCCUGAUGUGAAAAUGCAGGAUUUCUACUGGGAACCUCCUUAUCGUAUGGGAGAUAACAGGUCCAUGAUGGGGGAGCGCAUGGUGGCCAAGAGGCCACCUGGGGGCUUCUGCCCAGAUCAUGAGAACAUGUCCAGGGGUCCGCCAUUUGAGGACAACAAGAGCUCGCCUCUUCUACCUCCUGACCUGUUAAAAAGUCUAGCAGAGUUUGAGGAGGAGGAAGAGCUGGUCUUUACUAAGCCUCAUGAUUUCUACCAGGCCUUGGCCGGUCCUCUUAGCACUGCUCCAGGACGAAACAUAUUUUUGCCAAACCAGUUACGAAUGGAGAGUGCACCUGAGGUUAUCAACCAGUCAUCUUCCCGUUUGCCCUUAUCUGGAUUCCCAAUCCAGGAGAGUUCUUAUCAAAACAACAGCAUCUUCAGCCAGGCUUAUGGGAAAAACAUGGCCCCCAACCCCAAACCUGAUAAUCCCAUGAUGCACCAGGAGCCCUCUCUUUACUCCCUGUUUGAAGGAACUCCCUGGUCCCCGUCUCUCCCAGCCAGCUCAGACCACUCAACACCAGCAAGCCAGUCCCCCCACUCAUCCAACCCAAGCAGUUUACCCUCCUCUCCGCCCACACACAACCACGGCUCCAUGCCUUUCUCUAACUUCGGCCCCAUAGGGACCCCUGAUAGCAGGGACAGGAGAAUGGUCGACCGAUGGAAGGUUGAAAAGACCGGAACAGUCAGUGGAUUCGGUCUGGACUACUUGCCAGCCGCGGCGUCAUCGGCAACCUCUGAAAACAGCUGGCAUCAGGGUGGCGGGCCCAGCAGCUCCUGGGCUGCCCAGGAGACGCCCAUGGAGGACUCCUCUGCCGUGCUGCUGGACAGUCUGAAGUCCAUCUGGUCCAGCUCCAUGAUGCAACCGGGGCCUUCGGCCCUGGAGCAGCUCCUCAUGCAGCAGAAGCAGAAGCAGCAGAGGGGCCACGGAACCAUGAACCCGCCACACUGAAGGGCCUCAAGUAGAAGCACUUGUGUCAAGAAGAGUACGUUAAAAAGAAAGGAGAAGUUUAAAAAAAACAAGCUCCAAUCGGAAUUACCGGCAUAUGGAGGCUGGGGAAGGCGAACCACCCAACCAAGGCUCAAACUCCCCCCCUCGGCUGACGAGGAACGGUGCAGCCCUGUCCCCUCUCUCUCUGUGCCUCAACAAGGCAAGGAGAGCGUGCGAGCACCUCCCACACAGCGCUGCUGAGCACGAAGCUACUGCUGAGCACACGCGCAGGAUCUUUAACAUUGAGGAAACUGAAAAACCCAUCGGACUGCCACCACCACGCCUCCUGUGGGACAACGUCAUCUUCCAUCUCACACUGGGGAUUCUCAGGCGUCUCCAGAUUUCCUCUUUCGCUGCUCUCGGUGUGGAUAUACCGGUCUUUGUCUUGAUUUUUCCCUACCGUACAAGAGAGCAGAGGGUUGUGUGGUGGGUUGUUUCGGUGUGGGCAAGGUGGGCCUAUAAGGGCAGACGUGGUGAAAAAGAAAGACUGAUCUUUCCGAUCUCUCGAUUCAUUUUCUUUAUCUCCGAGGAGGACGAGGGGCUCUUUGUAGCAGAGUUACGAAUGAAGGAAUGAAGGAGUUAUCAUGGAGUUGGUAGAAGUGUGUGUGUGGGGGGGGAAAGUGUGCCUCUCAUUUACUGUGCACAGAAGCGUUUUGGAAGCAGAUUAUGCUAUGGAAGCAAUUUCCAGGAGUGCUGAAUUGGACUGCGGAUUGCUUGUAAAUGUUUCAUUAGGAUAUGUUUUUUCUCCAGGUCAGUUGAGCGUGGGAAUGUCAACCCAGCAGGAAGAGGAAACAAACGGGGAUGAGGACUAGAUUUAGGGAUAGUACAAUUAGCUGCAAUAGAGAUUGCAAUUACUAGAAUACUGUAUUUUGUGAUUUGUUCGUAGCAGUUUUAGCUUCAUAAAAUAUCUGGUAAAUAUGUCCAGUAGUUUACUGCUUACCGGGGAAAGUCUUUAUAUUUAUAUUUUCCCUUCCUCCACCUUGCCCUCUUCUGCCCUUGCUUCCUACUUUUACCCAUCUUUCUUUGAGUAAAGUGUAACUGGCUAGCUUACAUGCAUAAUUGUUUCUUUUGUUUAUGUCCUGCCUUUUUUUUAAUAGUUUUAAGCAGCUUUAUUGGCUCUCUUUGUGCCUGGUCAGUGUUGUUUUAUAACUACUAUCAUGGUUGGCACUGUCAUGAAAUGGUAAAACUAGCAAAAUGGGGUCCAGCAACGCUGCUGGUUCAGCAAUAUGGGGCACAAGCCUGACGAGCCAGUUUACCUGGGCUGGUAGAGAUGGGAGGGCAGAGGACAGGUGAGACUCCGAUGAGCUUGGACUUGGUUCGAGAAUGUUAUCUGGCAACCUCUCUGAAACCACUUGUAUAAUGACAACAGUUGACAAUAGCAUCAGAAAAGACACGUCUUCGUCCUCCGUGAUAGUGGUUCUUACUGUUUGUAGACCCUGAAAAGUUGACUGGGCUUUAGUUGUAGCUCGACUCUACUAACCUGUGACUAACUGAUCUUGCUGUUUUGGAUGUGAAGAUUUUUCACCGGAGUGCACCAACGUGAAUCCGUUAUCCGUAACUUUCACCGUUAUUUCACCAUUGUGACACUUAAGGCAGGUGACUCACUGAUUCGAGUAAAAUGCUGAUGCUCUGAGUGACAAUCGGUAGACCAAGAGGCUCUCCAGAUCCCUGGGUAGAGGCACAGCUGUACACUUUCCGUUAAGGCAAGGACUCACUAUUGGAUAGGGUUAGAAAUAUAAUUAUAUACAGUAGUUACAUCUUUAUGGUUUAGGCAGCGGAAAAGUCAUUUCUCAUCUAAAGGGUUGUACACAGAAGAUCGAAUAUCUUGUAUGAGGGGAAAGCGUGUUUUUAUUUUCAUGUAGAGAACAUCUUAUCAAUGCCAACUUCAAAUGAUGUCUAUUUUCUGUGUGAUUGUGCUUUUCUUGUUGCAUUAAAAUGUAUUUGAAAAAGGAAAAAAUAUAAAUACACUGGACUGAAUGUUGGGACGAAUUUGGUCAGAAGCUGAAAAAAAACAUCAACAUUUCAGGGGAGCUAUGCUGGAACAAAAUUGGCUUUGUUUUCCCUUUUGGAUCUGCUCAUUGUAAAGGGUUAUUAUGACUGUGUCAAAUGGUUCUUAAAUUAAAUGGAAUACAAACGGAUGAUGAAGAAGAACCUUACUAUUUGAGCAGUAACUACAUUCCAUUCUAUAUCCUGUGGGAUACGUGAAAUAAUAGGAUGACAGCAGUGAUAGUUCCCCUGUGCGGUUGACCAACAUCGAGCACUGAGCCCUACUUCAAGUUCAUUAUUAAGGAGAGAAUCACUUCAAAUUCUGCAUGAGGAUUUGGCGGUUAGAAGGCUCCAGAGGUUGUUGGGAAUGUUUUGCCCUGUUAUGUCAGAGCAUAUUGAUAUUGUUGGAGGGAAUGUUGUUCAUUCAGAGCUGGGCUUGUGUUCUGAGCUUUUGUGUUUUGUCUUUUUGUAGACAUUCAGAAACGAUGGAAUCAGCUAUGCCUUUAAUAAAGUAAACCAUGUCUCCCUA